AUCCGGGCUCAGCGCAACAUCGUAUAUAAAUUAAGUUCAACGACCAUGAGGAUCGACCUCUGAUUUAUUUAUCACAUCUUCUUUUUUCUUUCCCUUGCAUUCUUCAUUUUCUCUUCUUUCAUCAUCUUACAUUCUUGUUAUACGUCGAUUCACAAGAUGUCUGUUCGAGAACUUACUCCUCCUCCCGAUGUUGCCUUGGCUCACACUGAAAUUGAGUACACAAAAAAGGCCCGUCACGGUCACGGCCAAGAUGUCUUGGACGAAAAUAACGUGCGUCAAGUCGCCGGUUGUCUGCCCAUCGAUACCGUGAACCGACGUUUCAUGUUGAUCUCUUCCAGCAAAGUCAAAGGCAAAUGGGUCCUGCCCAAAGGAGGCUGGGAAUCCAAUGAAUCACAAGCCCAUGCUGCCUUGCGUGAAACUUGGGAAGAAGCUGGCUUGAAAGGUCGAAUUACAAGACAACUUGGUGUGUUUGCUGAGAAAACGAAAUACGGUGUCAAGGCCCACCAUUGGAUCUUUGAAAUGGAAAUCAAGGAAGUCGCUAAAAAGUUCCCCGAAAAGAAGAAGCGGGAACGACGAUGGUUUACCUACGAAGAAGCCUUGGUGGUCGUAAGGGCGCCUUUUCUCUUGGAAGCCAUUCGCAUGUCCAGUCUAAAUCCUGAAAAUACUGUGCCACAACAGCAGCAGUCAUCUGCACAGGGCGCAUCACAGUCGCAGCAAUACCUGUCACCGUAUCCACAACAACAGCAACCUUCUCCUUCUCCCGACCAGAAAUGGGGCACAACCCCUGAACCCAUCGUGCUGCAACGUAGUUAUCCUCCUAGCCCACAAGGUUCACUGAGUGAUCAGGGUAACAAGCAGCCUUCGCCCUCGCCACAAUCACAAAGUAGUCGUGAUGAUGCAUCCUCCACCAGCAAACGAAGAUCAUUUUUGAAAUCUAUCUUCUCCCGUAACUAAAAAUUUGCCAUUAUCUACUCUCUCAUGUAUACAUUCAUUAUAGUUGCCCCCUCGGCAUCAUGCUGACAGACUCAAAAAACAAAACCGUACAAAUUCACGAUGGUUACACCUGUCUAGACUAGUCAGCAUAUCCAAACUAGCUAAAUAUGUCAUGUUAUUUUUCCUUUCCAUUUAUUUUGCUAUGAUUUAUCUUUGGGUUGCAGAACCCAUGUUUCAAUACAUCUGAUCUUUUUUUUUUUCGUAAUCAUGGACUUUUUAGAAUGUGUA
Radiomyces spectabilis is the source of this 1221-nucleotide messenger RNA. RefSeq names its product NUDIX hydrolase domain-like protein. Bases 157 to 954 code for a protein of 265 amino acids. The record is from RefSeq and is a predicted model, not a curated record. Gene Ontology annotation, biological process: diphosphoinositol polyphosphate metabolic process; diadenosine pentaphosphate catabolic process; diadenosine hexaphosphate catabolic process. Gene Ontology annotation, molecular function: bis(5'-adenosyl)-pentaphosphatase activity; bis(5'-adenosyl)-hexaphosphatase activity; diphosphoinositol-polyphosphate diphosphatase activity. Gene Ontology annotation, cellular component: nucleus; cytoplasm. Lineage: Eukaryota; Fungi; Mucoromycota; Mucoromycetes; Mucorales; Radiomycetaceae. The transcript has 2 exons.